Microcebus murinus (gray mouse lemur) is the source of this 1086-nucleotide messenger RNA. RefSeq names its product centrin 2 (gene CETN2). NCBI's taxonomy places the organism in Eukaryota, Metazoa, Chordata, Mammalia, Primates, Cheirogaleidae. The record is from RefSeq and is a predicted model, not a curated record. Gene Ontology annotation, molecular function: calcium ion binding.
UGGGGAGCCGCAGUAGCGAGCUGGCAGCCAAUGGGGAGUGGGGCCGCGCGCGCGGGGCGGUGGGAAUGGCGCCGAGUCAGUGUGUACGUCGGUUGCCGUAACAACGGCCUGCGGAGUUCGUCGGUUAUGGCCUCCAACUUUAAGAAGGGUAACAUGGCAUCAAGUGCCCAGCGAAAAAGGAUGAGUCCUAAGCCUGAGCUUACUGAAGAGCAGAAACAGGAAAUCCGGGAGGCUUUCGAUCUCUUCGAUGCUGAUGGAACUGGGACUAUAGAUGUUAAGGAACUUAAGGUGGCAAUGAGAGCCCUGGGCUUUGAACCCAAGAAAGAAGAAAUCAAGAAAAUGAUAAGUGAAAUUGAUAAGGAAGGGACAGGGAAAAUGAAUUUUAGUGACUUUUUGACUGUGAUGACUCAGAAAAUGUCUGAGAAAGAUACCAAAGAAGAAAUCCUGAAAGCUUUCAAGCUCUUUGAUGAUGAUGAAACUGGGAAGAUAUCAUUCAAAAACCUGAAACGUGUGGCCAAGGAGUUGGGUGAGAACCUGACUGAUGAGGAGCUGCAGGAAAUGAUUGACGAAGCUGAUCGAGACGGAGAUGGAGAGGUCAAUGAGCAAGAGUUCCUGCGCAUCAUGAAGAAGACCAGCCUGUAUUGAGAUCAGCAUCUUUUCUAUGCAAGCACAUGUGAUGAGAUGUAGUGCCUGCCAUUGUGUGAAAUCUGGCUUUUGAGAACACAAACUUUUUCCCUCACUGACCUCCCUGUAUAACUUUAGUAGUGACCUUGAAUCUAUUUUAGACUUUUGAAAGUGUUCUUUGAUAUUAAAGUUCUUUGUAAAGUAACCUGCUGAUUACUUUAAUUCUCAAAAACAAAAAAAGAGCACAUUAGAGUGGAGAAAAGGGUCUUAAAGCUUUGAUCACCUGCCAUUUUGCCUUGCAUUUCUUCAUUCUUGUCUCAUAUUCCCAUGUGUAUGGAAACAUAGAACGACUUCUUAGACAAGCACAUGUACUCAUGUUACCACAAGCAGUGGUCAUUCUUGAGUAGUUCCAGUUUUUAGUUGAUGUCUGACUCUUACAAAAUUCAGUGAACUCUUGCACUG